AUGGGCAUUCGGAAGAUGUCGCAACAGUUGAGCGCAACGGCCAGCGGUAAUACUAUGCACGGUAGUAUCGGAUCGAACACUAGCAUCGCCUGCAGCAUGGGCAACAACAUCCCGAACAAUCUGACAACCUGUGCUAGUAGCAUCCCGAACAGUAUGAUCACCACGAUGUCCAGCCCGAACGGUGCAACCAACGGUCCCGCCAGCAAUGGCAGCAGCAACGGCGCGGGUGCUGGUGGUGGUGGUGGUGGUGGGGCCGGUGGUCCCAACAACGGUCCCCCGUCGACACCGGCCACACCGACCAACAACUGUCAAUCGAUUCGCUACUGCUGGGAAGCGGAUAAGGUCAAGACGCUGAUUCGUCUGCGGGCGGAACUGUCACCAUUGUUCACCGGCAAACGGAAUGCUUCGAAAUAUGCCUGGGCUGUCGUCGAGCGAGAACUCAGCGUGCCGUUGCCGAUUUCGAAAAUCAUCAAGAAAUGGAACAAUCUGCUGCAGGAGUACAAGGCGAUCAAGAUGUCCGAGGAACCGAAGCGCCGCGAGUGGCCGUUCUUCAACCUGAUGGACGUGUACUUCAGCGAUCAGGUGAACGAUCCGACGCUGCGCCUGUUCUCGUCGACCAAGCGCUUCGACUCGGACACCCUGGACGACGCGCAGUUCGAUGACGAGAUCAUGAACUCGACGGCUGCGGCCGCCAUAGCGGCUGCCGCGGCCGCCUCGGCCGCCGCCGCGAACGCCGCUAGUCAGCACAAGAUCAAGAACGAGCUGAUCGCGACCCACGGCCACAGCGGGGGCAGCAUGCUGGACAUUUCGGACAUCAUCGGCGACGAGCACGGCGAGUCCAAGUUUGACCAGUUCAAGCGCGAAAUCGUCCUGAGCCAGAUCCAGGAGAUCACCCGGGCCGGCAGUGGCGGCGGUGGUGGAGGCGGUGGCCGCAAGGAGAAGAACAACAAUAACAACAACAACAACAGCAACAGCCAUCACAACAACAGCAGCGCCCAGAGCAACAAUAACAACAGCAGUAACAAUAGUAACGCCAACAGCACCACCACGAACAGCAGCAGCAGCACCAACACCGGCAGUGGUCCCGGAGCGGGACAAAACGGAAGCGGAAAUGGAGCCGGCGGCGGUGGGAAUGGAUCGCUCGAGAGUAAACACAAGCUGAUGGAGUCGCUCAACCUGAGCCCGGGCGGAAGUCACCUGACGAGCGGGGUGAGCACGCUUAGCACCAGCAGUAGCAGCAGCGGCGGCUCGGCACGGGACGAGAGCAGCAGCCUGAACAGUAGCCCGACCAGCCACGUCAGCAGCGGCCCCGUCAACGGGCAGGAGCUGCGCAAGCUGUCGAAUGGGCCGACGGCCGACUUUAGCGCCCUGCUGGCGGCGGCCAACAGCCACACGAAUGGGACGCUCCACAGCAACAGCAGCGCCCUGAGCAGCACCGACCGGGACACGGACUACGACGACUUCACCGAGCGCGGCAGUCUGUACGACGGGAGCAACAACCACCUGAAGAGCCUGAACCAGAAGCUGCUGCAUCAGAUGAACGAACAUCACAACAUCGAUCAGUACCUGCUGUCCUGGCGCGGCUUCCAUGGCAACAUGUGCAAGGGCUUCCACAGUCUGCAGCGGGACGGGCAGAUGGUCGACGUGACGAUUGCGGCCGGUGGCAAGAUCUUCAAGGCCCACAAGCUGGUGCUGUCCGUGUGCAGCCCGUACUUCCAGAAGAUCUUCCUCGAGCACCCGUCCCAGCACCCGAUCCUGUUCAUGACCGACGUCAACAGCCACCACAUGGCCGGACUGCUCGACUUCAUGUACAGCGGACAGGUCAACGUGAAAUAUGAGGACUUGCCCAACUUCCUGAAGGUGGCCGAAGCGCUGCAGGUGAAGGGGCUACACGGCGAGAGUACCAACGACUCGGAGGAGCGCGAUUACCAACAGCAACAGCAGCAGCACGCGCUGCGACUGCAGGAACAGCAGCGGCUGUACCAGCAGCAGCAACAACAGCAGCAGGCGCAACAACAGCAGCAGCAGCAGCAAAUGCAUCACCAUCAACAGCAGCAGCAGCAGCAACAACAACAGCAGAAGUUGGCCCACCAACGCCAGCAGCUGAUUCAGGUCGCACAGCAGCAGGCUCACGCCCAGGCACAGCAGCAGGCUCAGCAGCAGCAGCAUCAGCAGGCUCAGCAGCAGCAGCAACAGCAACAACAGCAGCAGCAACAGCAGCAGCAGCAAGCGGCAGCUGCAGUCGCCGCGCAGCAGCAAGCGGCCGCCGUUGCGGCCGCCGUCGCGCACCAGCAGCAGCAGUUCCAGCAUCAUCGCAACAACUUCAAGGAGCUGAUGAAAGCGAAGCACGCGGCCGCCGCGGUCGUGCUGAGCGAGGACUACCUGAACAACAACAGCAACAGCGGCGCGUCCGCCGGCAAUAACAACAACGGUAACCUCAGCAACAGUAACGGGGCCGGCAACGGGCCGCUGUCGCCGUACGCGAGCAAAAAGAUGCUCGACACGCAGAAGUACCAGAAGUACUACUCGAAGCGCAAGCUGGUGCAGCAGUACGAGCAGGAGAUGCGGGCCGAGAAGCGCAAGCUGGGCAUCGAGGACGUCAUACAGGCGGCGGCCGCCGCCAAUGCGCUCAACCUGCGGCUCAACAAUGGCGGAAGCCCGAUCGGCUCGCCGACGGCCGUAGCGGCGGCGGCGGCUGCUGCGGCAGCGGCUGCGGCGGCCGUCAACCACCCGCCCGGCACGCCAACCAACGGAGGUACCAGCACCGACGAUGAGCAGCACCACCAUCAGCCGGCGGCGUCCGGAGGCUUGCUGGCCAACAUAAAGUCCGAGCCACACUACGACGACGAGGACGAGGGCAUGGAGAUCGAUCAGGACAACAACAACUCCCUCAGCGCGGCCAAUGCGAACGCGCCACACAACAACAACAACAACAACGAGGAUGACUACUACAGCCGGCACGAUCCGUCGGGCGUGAUAACGACGGGCAACGGCAAAACGAUCAAACAUUCCCUUCUCGAGCCAAAUAUAGUUUUAAAGCAGAGCGACGAGUGCCUGACGACCAACAGUCAGACGGGCAGCCUGAAUCUGUGCAAGAACGUCAGCUAA
Messenger RNA from Anopheles cruzii, 3108 nucleotides. RefSeq lists its product as uncharacterized. The record is from RefSeq and is a predicted model, not a curated record. Lineage: Eukaryota; Metazoa; Arthropoda; Insecta; Diptera; Culicidae. Gene Ontology annotation, cellular component: nucleus. Gene Ontology annotation, biological process: regulation of transcription by RNA polymerase II. Bases 1 to 3108 code for a protein of 1035 amino acids. Gene Ontology annotation, molecular function: protein binding. The transcript has 7 exons.